Molecule: messenger RNA, 579 nt
Organism: Cyprinus carpio (common carp)
Lineage: Eukaryota; Metazoa; Chordata; Actinopteri; Cypriniformes; Cyprinidae
Product: probable E3 ubiquitin-protein ligase MID2
Exons: 2
Coding region: 97-570 (157 amino acids)
Molecular function (GO): protein binding
Source: RefSeq, a predicted model, not a curated record
CACAUCAAACAGAAAUAGGCAUGCCUUGAAUAAUGAACUUUAUAUGUGCCAUUCCCUUUUUGGAAUCACAAUGUGUUAUUAUUGCACUGUUCUUCUAUGUUAAUAAUGAGUGCUAGCACAGUCCUGACUAAGAGUGAUUGUAAAAAAUCUGCUGAAUCUGUGAUUGAUGUUAUGCUCUGCCUCCCUUACUUUGCAGGUCUGUAUAACUCUGUAGAUAGCUGGAUGAUCGUGCCCAAUAUCAAGCAGAAUCACUACACAGUCCACGGCCUGCAGAGUGGCACCCGUUACAUCUUUUUCGUCAAGGCUAUCAACCAGGCAGGCAGCAGAAACAGCGAACCUGCUCGACUCAAAACCAACAGUCAGCCUUUCAAACUGGACCCCAAAACAGCCCACAAGAAGCUGCGCCUUUCCAAUGACUGUCUGACCAUGGAGAAGGAUGAAAGCUCCCUGAAGAAGAGUCACACUCCAGAACGCUUCAGCGGAACUGGAUCCUACGGUGCUGCUGGCAACGUCUUCAUCGACAGUGGCUGCCAUUAUUGGGAGGUUUUACUGGGAGCCUCCACAUGGUAAGUGAUUUCA